This is a messenger RNA of Epinephelus lanceolatus (giant grouper), 1911 nucleotides long. The record is from RefSeq and is a predicted model, not a curated record. Lineage: Eukaryota; Metazoa; Chordata; Actinopteri; Perciformes; Serranidae.
AUGAUUGAGUCUCUGGGAAAACUGGCUUUUGAUCAGCUGCAGAAAGGCAACCUGAUCUUCUAUGAAUCAGACCUGACAGAGUGUGGCAUCGAUAUCAGAGCAGCCUCAGUGUACUCAGGAGUGUUCACACAGAUCUUUAAAGAGGAGAGAGGACUGUACCAGGACAAGGUGUUCUGCUUCGUCCAUCUGAGUGUUCAGGAGUUUCUGGCUGCUCUUCAUGUCCAUCUGACCUUCAUCAACUCUGGAGUCAAUCUGAUGGAAAAACAACAAACCUCCUGGUGGUCUGAAAUGUUCAGUGGAAGAUCAACACGUUUCUACCAGAGUGCAGUGGACAAGGCCUUACAGAGUCCUAACGGCCACCUGGACUUGUUCCUCUGCUUCCUCCUGGGUCUGUCUCUGGAGACCAAUCACAAACACCUACGAGGCCUGCUGACACAGCCAGGAAGUGGCUCACAGACCAGUCAGACUCUCCUACAAGGCCUGCUGACAUGGACAGGAAGUAGCUCAUGGAUCAAUCUUAAAACGGUCCAGUACAUCAAGAAGAAGAUCAGUGAGAAUCUGUCUGCUGAGAGAACCAUCAACCUGUUCCACUGUCUGAAUGAACUGAAUGAUCGCUCUCUGGUGGAGGAGAUCCAACAGUACCUGAGUUCAGGACGUCUCUCUACAGAUAAUCUGUCUCCUUCUCAGUGGUCAGCUCUGUUCUUCAUCUUACUGUCAUCAGAAUAUGAUCUGGACGUGUUUGACCUGAAGAAAUACUCUGCUUCAGAGGAGGCUCUUCUGAGGCUGCUGCCAGUGCUCAAAGCCUCCAACACAGCUCUGUACAUGCAUAUGCUGAGUGGCUGUAACCUGUCGGAGACCAGCUGUGAAGCUCUGUCCUCAGUUCUCAGCUCCCAGUCCUCCAGUCUGAGACACCUGGACCUGAGUAACAAUGACCUGAAGGAUUCAGGAGUGAAGCUGCUGUCUGUUGGACUCAAGAGUCCGAACUGUCAACUAGAAACUCUCAGACUGUCAGGCUGUCUGAUCUCAGAGGACGGCUGUAUGUCUCUGGCCUUGGCUCUGAAGUUGAACCCCUCCCAUCUGAGAGAAUUGGACCUGAGCUUCAACCAUCCAGGAGACGCUGGAGUGAAGCUGCUGACUGCUGGACUGGAGGAUCCUCACUGGAGACUGGACACUCUCAGGGUGGAUCAUGGUGGACAGCAGAGACUGAGACCUGGUGUGAGGAAGUACAUCUGUGAACUGGAAGUGGACACAAACACAGUACACAGUAGACUCCAACUGUCUGAAGAUGAGAGGACGGUGACCCACGUCAGACAGGACCAGUCGUACCUGGAUCAUCCAGGCAGGUUUGACCUGGUUCCUCAGCUGUUGUGCCGGACUGGUCUGACUGGUCGCUGUUACUGGGAGGUGGAGUGGACGGGAGACAUUUAUGUCUCAGUGAGUUACCGAGGAGUCAGCAGGAAAGGAAACAGGAAAGGUUCCAUGUUUGGAUGAAACGAUCAGUCCUGGUGUCUCUUCUGCUCUUACAGUGAUGGUUUCUCCGCCUAUCACAACAACAGAGAAACAUCCAUCUCCUCCUCCUCCAACUACUCCUCUGCCUUCGUCUUCUCCACCCCCUCCUUUGCCUCCUCCUUCGCCUCCUCUGGCUCUAACAGAGUGGCAGUGUAUGUGGACUGUCCCGGUGGCACUCUGUCCUUCUACAGCGUCUCCUCAGACUCUCUGAUCCACCUCCACACCUUCAACACCACGUUCACCGAGCCUCUGUACCUGGGAUCAGGUUUGGGUUCUGGUCUGGUUCCUCAGUGUCUCUGUAGGUCUGAGAGUCUCUGCUGUGGACAGAUACCCUGUCCUCUGAAGGUCACCUCUAUCGACCUGAGGCUACUGUUUGCUCUGAGACUCCAGGGAACCUGGUGA